AUGCAAAGCGUCGCGUUCUUCUCAGAGCACGCGACGUGGUCUGCAGGAACACACGGGCGUAUCUCAGCUCUGCACGCGUUCAGAGAUGCGCUUUUACAGGAGCAAAAGGCUCCCCCCAGUGAUUGGUCUCUUGUUGAUGCUCUAUUGGGAAACUCUGAUGCGCUGGAUUACGCAUUCCCCGAAACGCUCGAGCUGGAUGAUUACACCCAUCUGAUUGCUCAGCUAGAACUAUGUAACGCGGUUUUGGACUCUAUUAGGCACUUUGCACAGACAAAGCUGAUAAUCGCCAAAAUUGAAAAGAUGCAGUGGGUAGGGCCUCUUUGGAAGCCAAUAGAAAAAGAGAUGGAGGCUUACAAGGUUAUUUUUCCUCCCAUCACUCUUGUUGUUCAGAUGAUUACCAAGCUGUUCAAGCUAUAUCCGUCCAUGAGUAUUCACGCGCUUGUGUCCUUGGUUCCACCGGGCAGCAUGCUUCUCCCACGCCUGGCCGACUGUCCGUCUCCUGUGUAUACCCGCGUCUCCAUUGGGAACUUAAAUCAGUUCAAGAGUGCCGAUCACGUGGUCCUGAGAGGACAUAAGGAUGACGUUGUCCGCGUUUAUUCCAGGGACGAUAUAUUUAAGGGCCCCAAGUUUAGAGUGAUUUCGUUCAUUGGCAAUCUCUUCUCCUAUUGUAAUCCUCUCUUCAUCCAACGCGUCAUAUCUGUAUACAACUUGAAAACGGUUGUCUUGCUCGUUCAGAAAUCCCUCCACUGCAUGCCAACUGAAGCGCAAAAUGAACUCGCCUACGCGCUUCUGGCCAUUAUGAAGCGCGUCAAGCUCAUCAGUGUGUUAGAUUACUACAGUAUGCUUCAGGGAGCUAAUGCGGACAAGGGAGUUGUUCUGGAGUUGGGGCCUCUUCCAGUUCAACAGCUCGUAUCGGUACUCAAGUUGGGAACUGACUCGUUUUAUUGCAAAUCACCUCUAAUGGCCAGAGCCAUCCAAACGUAUUUUGAUUUUGUUCGACCAAUAAUCGCUAACGCGUCACCUACAGAGCGACAGUUGCAAAUCGAAACUCGUGGCGGCACCAAUGAGCAGUUCAUUUUAGAGCCUCGGAAAGCCACUAUGUAUGAUGCGCUGGUCGUUAAUGGAUACUCAUUUGAUGACGGCUCAGGCACAUAUAGCUCGGAGGGUCCGUCUGUGGAGCUCUCCUCUUGGAUUCAUCGGACCUCGCGAUCUUCUGCGAUUAAGAUACUCGAAAUGCUGUGCUCUAUACUGAACUCUAUUUUCUCAUCAACCGAUUUUGCUAAGGCGACUCAUCUCGUCAAACUAUUUCAAUUCAUUUCACAAACCAAUCCCAGUUCCAUCAAGCAUGUCGCAAAGCUGCCAUUCUUUGCUAAAAAUAGCAGAGACAUUGUUGGCUCUGAAGAUUUCACCACGAUUAGUACGUACCUUCAACUUCUGCGUAUACUUAUAGCGUCGCUAAGGGACCCUUUAGACUCCAACUCAGUUAGCAAUACGCUUGACUUAUCGGGCGGUGGCGUCCACAGCAACCACUUCUUCCCACAGAAUUCUAAGUUUGAUCUUUCCCUUUGCCUCAGACACGCACGAAUAGACAACAACUCGAAUGUUCACAAGGAAGUGGAUAUCUUGAACACGUCGCAGAUGCAGAUGCAGGAGGUAGCAGAGUAUCAGAGGAAGCUCUCUGAAGAUCUUCAAGUCCUUGUCCCCGCUGUUCUACGGCCAGAUAACGACCGGAUAUUGCUUCAGUCUCCUAGCGACCGUUAUCCAGAGCACAUCCUGGCCGUUAGCACGGGUGGUGGCUUCUUCAGCUUCUCGUAUACCUUCUUUGCCACGCGGCCAACACGGAUGUAUUCAGCUGCGGACGGGUUUUACACGUUUAUGCUCCAGGGACUCGAUAAGAUCAAAAAGAUUCUCUCUGCUGGCUCUGAACGCACCAAGUAUGAUUCUUUUGGCAAGUACAUAAGCCUUUCGGUGCCAGGGGAGCAUGUCCCCAAGCUUCUGAUAAAAUACUUUCCUAGUUCCUUCGAUUUGUUGUUCCACGGGUUAUGCGACUCACCUCUAGCAAUGCAGUUUCUCUCCCUUGGAUUAAUUCUAGAGACGUAUACGGCUGUGAUAAAGAGAUGCAUGCUUCACCGGCCGGACCAGGCCCUCUUCUCCGCUGUUCGUCGUCUGCUGCCUUCCAUUUCGAGCAUUCGGGGGCAAGUGGAGAGGAUUAUUACUUAUACCGAGAAGGUGUGCCUUGAUGCGGGAAAGGAUGCGGAUGAGGUUGCAGAACGGCUGGGCGUCAUCGGCCUAUAUCUCUACACGUGCUUCAGUAACAUGGCGCUUCUUUACAACUGCACUUUUGGACCUCUAAGUCUCUAUAGCCUCAAUGAUGGAAAGUGGAUACCGAAGGAUAUGGCGACCACUGACGGUUACGUCGACCUCAGCAUAUUGAGGGCAGACCUUAUCGCUCAGCGGAAGCUCUAUAGGCGGUUUGAUAAUUGCCAUCUUGGCAUCUUGACUAGACGCUUCCAAGAUCUCCUGCAGAUCGAUCUUUCUGAAGAUCAACCGUCGCCCCUUACCGUACUUCUUUCGGGGUCUAUGUCCUUGAUGAUCGGGGAGCGCUGUCGCUUCAGUCAGGAUCUUGCGCAAAUGGUCUGCGACCUACUAGCAGAAUCUAGUGUCUUACUUCACCCUUCGAUGCACAAAUUUAGUCAGCAAAAGCUAGAAGAAUUAGCUGCUCAGCUCGAUACGAGGGCGCUAUGUGAAGAUGCUGCCAAAGUAUUGCUUGCUUCAGAGUACGUUUCCUUCUCAGGUGAAAAGGAAAGGUUGUGCGAUGCACUACACCAAUCUUUGAAGUCAUUGGUUGAUGCCUUGGGGGGAUGCUCCAUUCUCUUCGCUCUUGUGCUCCUUGCUCUCCAAAGGCAAAUAGCUGUGGACUCAAUCCAUGCCGCAACUUCAUUUCUACAUCUUUUGAUGCUGCCCACGCAACCAGGCGAGUUCUCUAUCUCCUCCAUAGUUGUGGCCUUCCCAAUGGACAAUUUCAUCAAUAAUUCUCCUGGCAGUGGGCCAUCAAUAGCAACCUCAAAUGCCAUUGCCAUCGAUGGGCAGCUUAUAACACGCCGCACACAUAUUAAGAAAGACAGCCCAAUACACAAGCGAUUGUCCAAUUUCUUCAUUACUAUCAGAAAUAUGCUUUAUUGGGAAGACGCUCUUCUCACAGAGGUCCUUCUGUUCUGCAUAAACUUUUUGACGGCCAAUCUGCCAGAUAAUGCACCAGCACUUGCCGACGACUCUAAAGCCAGUGUCAUCGAAGACCUGGUUUCUGUUCUUUUAUCGUUUAUUCUUCUUAAUACCUACGGAUUGGCCGCAGCUAACAACACAGAUUCGACCGUCAAGAACUGCAUCUUUCUGGGAAAGUACCAAGUGUGCCAGUCCAAGCUUUUGAAUAGGUGCAUAGAUCUUAUGCGAACUAUGGACCUCUCCUCCUCUCAACUCUUGAGUUCCAAGGUCAGCACAGACACCGUCCAGAGGAUGAUUCCCAGCCAGAACAUGGACAGGAUUGGUGCAAGUAUACCCCUGCAGUUGGAGUACAUAAAUACAUAUCUCGGCAGGGUGAUGUCUCGUUCCCCAGUCUCAGUGAGGCCUUUACUUUUGUUUACAGGUGAGCUCAAUGCGCACAUUCACAGUCUUUAUUCAUGGAAAGAUAUUUCUAUACCAAGCGAAGACUCGAUCUCUACAGUACGGUCGAUUAACCUGUCGGAGUAUCAAUGCUUUGUUGAGACAGUUCUGAACCUCGUGCCCCAUCCGCUUGUUCAGCAUACGAGAAACUUUCUUUCCACUGCACUGACCCUUGUAACAAAUAUUACUGCACAGACCCUGUCCAAUGGAUCUGCUCCUCUUCAAGAUGUGAUCAAUGUGGCCGGUUAUCCAAUACUUAUCAAUUCAUCAGCUCUGUUGGGCUCGGAAGGCUCUCUAGAUCAUCUCAUAUUCAUCCCUUACAUUCAUGUGUUGUUGUUUCUACACAACGGUACCAUGGAUUCGCAUCAAAAUGUCUAUACCAUCCUACUCUUUUCAUAUCUCUGUAGAGCUGGUUUUUCUCUCAGUGAUAUCUAUGGGUACUCUCCGAGCAGCCUCUUCUCUGGCGGCCACAUAUCGUCUGCAAUAGCCACUCAAUUACAGACACUUGAGCCUGCAGCAGAUAAUCCAGAUAUUCUAUGCCUUAUCAGCUCAAUCUACCCAUUUUUGCAUGCUGCACUGGACAAGGCUGUCUCAGACCCCAUUUUGUUCUGUACGCUAAACUCCAUUGAUUGCGCCAAGGUUAGCACCAAAAUUCUCGCAAAAGUAGGGACGAGUGAGACAAAGAAGGAAGCAAUGGAUUAUAUAGGUGACGUAACUGAUGCUAUUAACCGCUACGCCAUAGACAAGGCAGAGAUCUGCCCGGUGCUGUUUGGCGACAUCUUCCUAGAACUGUUAUUGGAGCCAUGUGCCACGUACGAGGCCGUGAUUUUCAAAGGACAUGAAGCCGAGCUUCAUUCCUUCGCCCCCUCCAAAUCUGACGCGAAUGUCUCAUUUGCAGAGCUAACUAUGUUCAACUUUGAAGAGCCGGAGCGGCUUGUCAGGCCUGAAAAGGUGGAUUACAAGCCAAACACUAACUUUGAAAAAGAGUAUAAUGAUCUACAAUACCAGACAGCCAACCUCUCGAAGAAGUUGCCCAACAGGCUUUAUGGAUACAUUCAGCGCACUGUCGUGCCGGCCCCGUACAGGAACCUGACUUAUCUCGCUCUUCGCAUGGCUCCUGGGUCUCUACAUCUGGCGCCAGAAAGGGCCAUAGUCACCGUUAAGCAGUUGGUAGAAGCGGGAGUGACGCCGCAGAGCAUAACCGAUGCGACCCUUCCUCUGCUCCCCUUGCUGCUCCUUCGUGUCACAGGGGCAGAUGCUGCUCGGCCAAGCGGCCCCAUUUCUCAUCUUUUCUCCGAGCGGUACACGCCGGGCAUACAGCUCUUCUCGUUGCUGUUCAUUAUGCACGGCUAUGAGCGAUUUUUCGGCAUCAGCAAAGACAUCCUGUCGACACUUCUCACAUUUCUGGACGAGCAUAGAAUGGAGAAGCAUGCAGACACGCGCAUCGUGCCCCUGGGAUUUGUCCCCAGCAAGAUACAGGCAUUUAGAUACAAGUUUAUCGACUAUUGCAGGUACUUUCAACGUGCAGUGGAGCACAUUAGAGAGGUUGAUGUAGAAUUGACGUUUGCAGAGCGACUCCGUGCUCUUCGCUACAUGGGUUUCCUCUCGUCGACGUUCUUGGCUUACGUCUUUGUGGCGAUGCCUGAGGAAAAGUUUGACCGUAUUCUAGCCAACGAGAUUUAUGGAGGCAAUCCUCUCAGGUUGCUGCGCAAAAUGGCCAAUCGGGAGUUCCGUCUAGCAUAUGAAACAAACCAGGAUGAGCUUCUCUUGCGGAUAAUGCACCGUAACCAUUCGAUUCUCGUGAAGUACUGCUACCUGGACAUUGAUGGAUUACGUGCACUAAGCAUAUGCUUAGACUACCAUGUCGCGUUUACAGAAUGCAGCAGAGUGCGAGGCAACCUAUGGAAGCUGAAUGACCUAGUAGAGCAGGAGCACGAGAUCAUCAUUUGA
This is a messenger RNA of Giardia duodenalis, 5610 nucleotides long. RefSeq lists its product as uncharacterized. Lineage: Eukaryota; Fornicata; Diplomonadida; Hexamitidae. The transcript has a single exon. The coding region runs from base 1 to 5610 and encodes 1869 amino acids. The record is from RefSeq and is a predicted model, not a curated record.